UUUUUUGUUUUUCAAUUUUUUCUUGAUUCACCAUCAAUCCUAAUCAAAUAAUGACCGAAUCACCUACUACUCAAUCAGUUAUGCCACUAAUAAAACGAAAUGGCGGCGGUAGUGUACAACAACAACAACAGCAAAAUAGUAAUAAUGCAAAAGAUAAUAAAGAUGAACAGGAAAAAAAUAUUGAAGAACUUAAAAAAGAAGUUAUUAUGGAUGAACAUAAAAUUAUUAUCGAAGAAUUAGUAUUACGAAUGAAAACAAAUGCCGAAUCAGGUUUAACAAAUGCUCAAGCUAAAGCAGUAUUGGAACGUGAUGGUCCAAAUGCAUUAACACCACCGAAAAAAACACCCGAAUGGGUUAAAUUCUGUAAACAAUUAUUCGGUGGUUUUGCUUUGUUACUUUGGAUCGGUGCUGUUCUUUGUUUUUUUGCCUAUUCCAUUCAACAUACAUCCACUGAAGAUGCACCACCAGACAAUCUUUAUCUUGGUAUUGUAUUAGCUGCUGUUGUUAUAAUAACCGGUUGUUUUUCCUAUUAUCAAGAAGCAAAAUCAUCAGCCAUAAUGGAAUCAUUCAAAAAUAUGGUACCACAAUAUGCAACGGUUAUACGUGAAGGACAUAAACUAACAAUACCGGCUGAAGAAGUUGUUGUUGGUGAUAUUGUUGAAAUAAAAAGUGGUGAUCGUAUACCGGCCGAUAUUCGUAUAUUAAAAUCACAAGGUUGUAAAGUAGAUAAUUCAUCAUUGACAGGUGAAUCAGAAGCACAAACACGUUCACCCGAACUUACACAUGAUAAUCCCUUGGAAACUAGAAAUUUAGCUUUCUUUUCAACAAAUUGUGUUGAAGGUACUGCUCAAGGAAUUGUUAUCAAUACUGGUGAUCGUACAAUAAUGGGACGGAUUGCACAUUUAGCAUCCGGUUUAGAAAUGGGUGAAACACCUAUUGCAAAAGAAAUUGAACAUUUUAUUCGUAUUAUAACCGGUGUUGCUGUCUUCCUUGGUGUUACAUUUUUUAUAAUUGCAUUUGCACUUGGUUAUGAAUGGUUAGAUGCUGUUAUAUUUUUAAUCGGUAUUAUUGUAGCAAAUGUACCUGAAGGUUUAUUAGCAACAGUUACUGUUUGUUUAACAUUAACAGCUAAACGUAUGGCAAGUAAAAAUUGUUUAGUUAAAAAUUUAGAAGCAGUUGAAACAUUAGGUUCAACAUCGACAAUUUGUUCAGAUAAAACUGGUACAUUAACACAAAAUCGUAUGACUGUUUCACAUUUAUGGUAUGAUCGUAAUGUUAUUGAAGCCGAUACAACUGAAGAUCAAUCCGGUAAACAACAGCAAAGUACAUCGAUUGGUUGGCAAGCAUUAAGUAGAGCUUGUCGUUUGUGUAGUCGUGCUGAAUUUAAACCCGAUCAAGAUGAUGUUCCUAUAUUGAAAAGAGAUUGUAUUGGUGAUGCAUCCGAAUCGGCAAUAUUAAAAUGUAUGGAAUUAAAUGUGGGUAAUGUUGAAGAAUAUCGAAGAAAAAAUCCAAAAGUUUGUGAAGUACCAUUCAAUUCAACAAAUAAAUAUCAUAUUACAAUACAUGAAACGGAAGAAAUUCCACAAUCAUGUUAUUUAUUAUGUAUGAAAGGUGCACCUGAACGUAUUCUUGAUAGAUGUUUAACCGUACUGUUGGAUGGUGAAAAUAAGAUUAUUGAUGAAGAAUUUCGUAAUGAAUUUAAUGCUGCUUAUAUGGAAUUAGGUGGUCUUGGUGAACGUGUACUUGGUUUUUGUGAUUAUCCAUUGCCUGCCGAUAAAUAUCCACCUGGUUAUCCAUUCGAUCCGGAUGAAGAAAAUUUUCCAUUAGAUAAUUUACGUUUUCUUGGUUUAAUAUCGAUGAUUGAUCCACCAAGAGCUGCUGUACCAGAUGCUGUUGCCAAGUGUAGGAGUGCCGGUAUCAAAGUUAUAAUGGUAACUGGUGAUCAUCCAAUUACAGCUAAAGCUAUUGCAAAAGCUGUUGGAAUAAUAUCGGAAGGAACCGAAACAGCUGAAGAUAUUGCUAAUCGUUUGGAUAUACCAAUCGAACAAGUUGAUCAACGUAAAGCAAAAGCUAUUGUUGUACAUGGACAAGAAUUAAAAGAUAUGAAAGAAGAACGUUUAGAUAGAAUACUCAAUAAACAUACGGAAAUUGUAUUUGCACGUACAUCACCACAACAAAAAUUAUUAAUUGUUGAAGGUUGCCAACGACAAGGUCAAAUCGUUGCUGUUACAGGUGAUGGUGUUAAUGAUUCACCAGCAUUGAAAAAAGCCGAUAUUGGUGUUGCGAUGGGCAUAGCUGGUUCGGAUGUAUCAAAACAAGCUGCCGAUAUGAUUCUUUUGGAUGAUAAUUUUGCAUCAAUUGUAACCGGUGUUGAAGAAGGACGUUUAAUAUUCGACAAUCUUAAAAAAUCUAUUGCAUAUACCUUGACUAGUAAUAUACCUGAAAUAUCUCCAUUUUUAUUUUUUAUCAUAUUUAAUGUACCAUUACCAUUGGGAACUGUAACAAUAUUAUGUAUCGAUUUGGGUACCGAUAUGGUACCGGCAAUUUCAUUGGCAUACGAACAAGCCGAAAGCGAUAUUAUGAAACGACAGCCAAGAAAUCCUAUGAAAGAUAAAUUAGUUAAUGAACGUUUAAUAUCGGUUUCAUAUGGACAAAUCGGUAUGAUACAAGCGGCUGCUGGUUUUUUUACCUAUUUUAUUAUUAUGGCCGAAUCUGGUUUUACACCUGAUUAUCUAUUCGGUUUAAGAGAAGCAUGGGAUUCAAAAGCUGUUAAUGAUUUACCUGAUGCUUAUGGACAAGAAUGGACAUAUAAAUCCAGAAAAGAUCUUGAAUAUACAUGUCAUACAGCAUUUUUUGUAUCGAUUGUUGUUGUACAAUGGGCAGAUUUGAUUAUCUGUAAAACACGACGAAAUUCUAUCAUUCAUCAGGGCAUGAACAAUUGGGCUUUAAAUUUUGGUCUAUUAUUCGAAACAGUUUUGGCAGCAUUUCUAUCAUAUUGUCCUGGAAUGCCCAUUCUACUUCGAUUAUAUCCAUUGAAAUUCGCAUGGUGGUUACCAGCAUUUCCAUUUUCAAUAUUAAUAUUUGUUUAUGAUGAAAUUCGUCGUUUUAUAUUACGUCGUCGUCCAGGUGGUUGGGUUGAACAAGAAACUUAUUAUUGAUUCUAAGGAGGAAAGGACUACAUCAGAAAAUCAACCAAUUUUCCUUAAAAAUAACAUCAAACAACAAGAAUAAUAACUUUUACAAGGAAAAAA
Dermatophagoides pteronyssinus (European house dust mite) is the source of this 3251-nucleotide messenger RNA. Its product is annotated as sodium/potassium-transporting ATPase subunit alpha-B-like. Gene Ontology annotation, biological process: intracellular potassium ion homeostasis; intracellular sodium ion homeostasis; potassium ion import across plasma membrane. Gene Ontology annotation, cellular component: plasma membrane. The record is from RefSeq and is a predicted model, not a curated record. Gene Ontology annotation, molecular function: ATP hydrolysis activity; ATP binding; P-type sodium:potassium-exchanging transporter activity. NCBI's taxonomy places the organism in Eukaryota, Metazoa, Arthropoda, Arachnida, Sarcoptiformes, Pyroglyphidae.